UAAAAAUAGAACCGCUAAUAUAACUGCCUGCCUUGUUUACAUAACCAUGGACCAAUAAACAGCCAAAGUGUAUAACCAUAAUAUUUAAUUUGGUUAAUAAAAUGUUUCAAUACUGUACAAGUAAAAAUAGGUAGUGUUAUACCUACUUAAUGAUAAGAUGAUAAUCUUUGGAGUUUCGUUUCACAACAGAUUGCGGCUUUAUUAGGUUAUGUUUUGUCUAAAAAAUAAUGGUUUAGUAUUUCGGUUGUGAUUGUUUUUGUGGUGAAGACUGAAGAAAAAAUAAAUUAAGAGUUAACUACAAUUAAAAUGACCCUGGGACCGUUGAAACGGUUUUCGAAACUAGCACUUGAGAGUGAAAAGGAAUUAAUCUUGAAAGCGCCUUGGGGUAAGCUGUCAGCUUUAAGCUGGGGCGAUCCUUCCCACUCGCCCGUGCUGUUGUGCCACGGCCGUCUGGACUCGUGCUCGUCGUUCCGGCCGCUCGUGCAGCGUCUGCCACGCGCACACUUCUACGUGAGCGUGGACCUGCCCGGCAACGGACGCUCGGACCACUACCCGCGCGGCGGGUCACUCAAUUUCUUCGAUUUCGUUCCGCCACUCGAGAUUAUCAGAGACCAUUUCAAAUGGGAAAAGUUCACCUAUAUAGGACACUCACUUGGUGCAGUGGUAGGCAAGUACUUAAACCACAUCGCACCGAACCAAAUCACUCGGAUGGUGGACAUUGACCCUCAGCCGGCUUACUUGUUCUUCAUCAAAGAUCUGCGGGGGUGGUACCAGAUUUACUCCAGCGCGGGAUUCUGCGGCAGUGAGAGCCGCGACAAAGUGCUCGUUGGACCGGAGACUGCGCCGAAAUACACGUAUGACGAAAUUUUGGAAAAAAUUAUGAAAGCCCGUGGUCUGAGCGAAGACAAAGCGGUACACGUACUGGAAAGAUGCCUGGAGCCAACCGGCGAUGGGUUGUACAGGUUGACGUUCGACCAGCGUUUCAAGUUUCUCCACCCUUUACCGUUCCUUUAUGGCAGCCUCCAAGAGUUCUAUACAGCACCAAAGACUCCGACACUUGGCAUAUUCGCCACGGAUAGUAUCCGACAAAGGUUUUAUAAGGCUUUUCCUUUUGCGCUGGACGAGUCGGCUUGGAAACACGGAAACUACCGCCAUGUAGUGGUAGAAGGUGGCCACGAUAUCCAUCUGCAGCGACCUGAGGAGAUGGGAAGGCAUAUCACCAAGUUUAUGGCAGAUAAUCCGGAAUAGUGCAAGUGAUAACCAUAGAGGUAUAACAAUAGAGUGGGGAAGGUGGCUCUAAAAGUGUCCGUAUAGUAGAAAGAGAGCGCGAAUGCGAAUUGGAUGAAAAACCUACGGAUGAAUAUCGACCAAUCACACGAUUGCUCAGCAAUACCGACCAAUCACACGACUGCGCAGCGUCACAAGAGAGAGAAAGAUAGCUAGCCGUAUCUCAUCUUUCUCUUUUUACUAGACAGACACUUCCACUUGUAGUAGAGUACAUAUCUCCCCUACUCUAUUCUUAUACCUCUACUGUGAUAACGCGGGCGUGGACUUGUCACAGAUGCAGUACCUACUUUGGAGAUAUGAGAAACUAGCGUUUUACAAUAACAUAAUAUAAAAAGUUUUAACUUAAGUGUGUGGCCAAUAAAAGGCUUUCCUGUUACAAAGCCUAUGCAAAGUGAAUAAAUAAGAAAAAAAAGAAGCCAAUCUGAGAAUCAAUCAUAUCAUUACGCGAUCACCCAAAUGUGUUGCUACCGUAAAUAACCGUCAAGAAGCCAUUGGGUGUCGAUUCUGGCUCUCCAAACCCUAAACAAAAACCUAACAUCUGUCUCUCCCUUUCACUCCGUGUAGAGAAUGACAAGGAUACUGCGCUACCAAACUCAAGUCUAGGCUGGGAGAAUCAGGCCAGAAUCGAGACCAUUAUAAGGAUUACAAGGAUCAUUUUUUUAUCGCAUGUAACUGUCAAGCCCCAUAGUAAUUUGGCAUUUGUUCGUGAUCAUAAAAAACAGCUAUAUCUACCAUCAGACCAGCUAUAUCAGUGCGGGUUACCAUUCUUACUGGGUUGCUGUUCUUUCGCACCAAACGCUUCUCAAAUACUUUUUUAAUGCGCAUAGUGAAGGAUUGGCACUGCUUGACUGUGUCAGUGUUUCCAAGCACAUAUAAUCCAACUCUUUUUAAAGUCAGAGUGAAUAUGCUCCUUCUGAAUAAGAUCGCUACGCCGCACCGUAGAUCCCAUUUCUGCUCUCGGGCUGGAUGGAGGAUCAAGAGCUUAUCCAUAAAAAAAAAACUCGGUGCUCAUGUA
Chilo suppressalis (striped riceborer) is the source of this 2302-nucleotide messenger RNA. The record is from the annotation of a GenBank genome assembly. NCBI's taxonomy places the organism in Eukaryota, Metazoa, Arthropoda, Insecta, Lepidoptera, Crambidae.